Equus quagga is the source of this 1276-nucleotide messenger RNA. RefSeq names its product T-cell surface glycoprotein CD3 epsilon chain. The transcript has 9 exons. Gene Ontology annotation, molecular function: transmembrane signaling receptor activity. Gene Ontology annotation, cellular component: external side of plasma membrane; membrane; alpha-beta T cell receptor complex. NCBI's taxonomy places the organism in Eukaryota, Metazoa, Chordata, Mammalia, Perissodactyla, Equidae. The record is from RefSeq and is a predicted model, not a curated record. Gene Ontology annotation, biological process: cell surface receptor signaling pathway; positive thymic T cell selection. Bases 109 to 708 code for a protein of 199 amino acids.
CAGAAACCCGCCUCCCCUCCCAGCCUUAGGUGCCUGCUUCGGAAAAUGAAAUAAUAAGCCAACUGGCCUCCGCCAUCUUAGGUAGCGUGAGUGUCCAGUGAGAGAAGGAUGCAGUCGGGCAAUCUCUGGAGAGUUCUAGGACUCUGCCUCCUAUCAGUUGGCGCUUGGGGACAAGACGAGACUGAAGAAACUGUUCCAGAAAAACCCGCAUCUGGACAGAAAAGAUAUGAAGUCUCCAUCUCCGGAACCACUGUAAAGCUGACAUGCCCUGAGAAUUUUGGAAACGAAUUAGUAUGGGAAAUAAAUGAUCAAAAAUCUAAGGAGAAGGACCAAACACUAGUACUGGAGAAUUUUUCAGAAGUGGAGAACAGUGGUUACUAUAUCUGCUACCAAGAAAGCUCAGAGAAGACCCAUUAUCUCUACCUGAAAGCCAGAGUGUGUGAGAACUGCAUGGAGGUGGAUCUGACGGCAGUGGCCACAAUCAUCGUAGUCGACCUCUGCAUCACUCUGGGCUUACUGCUGCUGGUGUAUUACUGGAGCAAGUCUAAAAAGGCCAGGGCCAAGCCUGUGACGAGGGGAGCAGAUGUUGGCGGCAGGCCCCGGGGACAAAACAAGGAGAGACCCCCGCCUGUUCCCAAUCCAGAUUAUGAGCCCAUCCGGAAAGGCCAGCGGGACCUGUACGCUGGCCUGAAUCAGAGAGCCGUCUGACAGUUCCUGAGGACACUGCCUCCUGCUGGCCCAGGUCUGCUCCUCUCCAGGCACCCUGCCACUCCCUCUUCCCUGAACAAGUCUUGGACCCCACAGGAGAAUCAUUCCGCUGCCUCAUGUGGAACUCACAUCUGCAGCCUUGUCCCCAGCUCUCUUCCUCCUGCCUUCUCAGCUAGCGCCCCAUCCUAGGAUCUUGCUGCCUCAUUGUCCUUUGAAACAUCAUCGCCCCUCAUCCCCUCACACCUGGGCUGCCCUCUUGUCAGGAUAUUUAUUUCUGUUAUUCACCCUCUCCCCAAUUCCUUCCUUCCAUGGUAGACAUUACUUCUCCCUUCAGUUGUCUCCUUUUCCAGCAUAUAAGUUGCCCCCAUUCCCAACUAUUCCGUCUAUCUUUCUAUUUUUCCAGCUCUCCCUUUGGCAACCGUCUGUGGGAAUGGACUAGGUAAAUGAGCCAGCCCUUCGCUCCCUCCCCCCAUGUCUCCACUGUAGACCCCUGGAUGUUCGUUUGCAUCUCCAUGAAUGUGCUAGGCUCCUUGUCAGCUGAGACAGAAAAGAAAUAAAGUGUAUUUGG